AUGGGUUUGGAUGGCACAAUCUAUCCCCACCGGCACAAUCGCACCCCGGCUUACGAAACUACACAAGAAACAACAACAGCGGCUGAAUCAACUACACAGUCGCAACCAGAAACAACGCAGCCUUCCUCAACGAACGCCGCUCAAGAAACUACAACAUCGUCUUCCAGCUCAGAAACAACAACGACAUCAGCACAGGAAACAACAGCACCUGAGAGUCAAUCUACACAGCAACCCACUGACGGAACAACAACGACAGCAACAGACACUACCACUACCUCGGAAUCUCAAACGACUACAACAGCAGACACGACACCAUCCGAAGAAAAGCAAGAAACUACAACGGCCAGUCAGGAAACCACCUCCAACCAGCCAUCGAGUGGAAAGUGUACAUCGGAGGGUUUCAUGGCCGAUCCAAACGGUUGUAAAAAGUUCUACCGUUGCGUUGACAACGGUAAGGGCGGUUUCACAAAAUACGACUUCACCUGCGGCGAUGGAACCGCUUGGGACCAAGAACUGCAAACAUGUAACCACGAAAACGUAGUUGAAAUGUGCGGCGGACAGUCAGGAGAGCAAAGCUCAACCAGCAGUCCCACCACAACGGAGCCUGGCAUGCAGACAACUACAGCAGCGGCAAGCCAGGAAUCUACCACAGCUCAAGAAACUACAGCAAGUCAGGAAACCACGACGAUUGCGGCACAAGAGACUACCACCCAAGCUGCUCAAGAAACUACGUCAAAACAGGAAACAACUACCUCGUCGACGGACCAAGAAACUUCCGCUCAACCAGAACCAGAGACCACUCAAGAAACAACGACACAGAGCUCAUCGACGACAACGGCUGCAAGUGAAGCUACCACAACUCAAGAACCAGGAGAGACUACAACGCAGUCUGAAUCGGAAGCCACAACCCAGCAAAGCACUGAAAGCACAGCACAACCCGAGCAAGAGACAACCGCACAACCUACCGAAACAACCACUCAAUCCACCACCGCUGAAACAACCGCUCAGCAAACCGAAGCUGCACAGGAGACAACGAAUGAACCUGCCCAAGAAACUACAACGCAGGAAGUAGCCCAAACCACAACUACGGAAGGCACUACUACCGAAUCCCAAACUGAAGCUGGUGAAGAAACUACAACUCAAGGUAACGAACAAAAACCGACCACUGCCAAGCCGGACGAAUGCCCAGAAGGUUGUCAGAGCAAAUGUCCACCAGUUGAAGAAGGCCAGGCUAGCUUCGUUUGUCCGACAGGUUUCCGACGGCACCCGCAAGACUGCAACAUGUUCUAUCAGUGUACGCAGAAACAGGACAGCCUAGACUACAGCAUUGUGGUGUUCAGCUGUCCAAAUACAACCGUCUACAACGAGGAGGGAACCCAAUGCAAUGAGCCGGCUAAAGAUUACGAUGAAUGCCAAUCGUCUGGUAUGCGAUUUCUCCGCAGUGCUAUGGGCCCUAAGAUUAAAAUGAUGCAGCUUCAAACAAUGAAACCAAUGUGUCCAUCAGAGGGUCACUUCGCCCUGGAGGAUCAGAAAUGCAGCUCCACCUUCGUUCGCUGUCUGAGUGGCGAGGGACGUAACAGUGGCACACUCAUGCCGAGCAUGUACCGCUGUCCGAAGGGUUACGUCUAUUGGAGUGUUAGCCGACGGUGCGAGAGAGUAGCCAAAAUCCCGGAGUGUCGCAACACCCCGAUGCAAGAACGAUCUGAACUGCCGGUAGAGUGGAUCAACAUUGGUAACCGCCACCGAAGCCUGUUCUGAGUGAACAGUUCUCCGCGCUUCCAGAGGAAAUACUCAGAAAUUGCACAAGCAGAAACGGAUAGUCAACGAUUGGUGAAACGAUCAAGACGCGCGUGAUUAGUCUCAUAAGCUAGCUAGACGUAGUUUUAGAAUAAACGUAGAUAUACAUACCGCUUUUUGGAAGACUGCCAACAGAACAGAUUCGUAACAAUUCUUUUAUUGGUUCGAUUCUCUAAAAGAACCAUACGGACAAACAAUUACACGAUUAGAGACAUCUAUCUAGUUCUAGUCAAGAUGUCAAACUUUAACAUACCGCCACUCAAAAGCCAUACCGAAUCAUAACGAAAAAGGAGAAAAAAUCUAAAAUACGUGCAGAUUACGAACAGCAAAACAUUAGUCAUUUAAAAGUGUAGGUAUUUAUUCUCAAAUGUACAUAUUUUCCGACCUUCCGCGAGGAGCGAAGUUAGGAUUAGUGCGAUAGGGAAAAUAAUCUGGGUUUCACGUCCAGUUCGUGUCACAGUUGCCGAGCAUAGCCCUGCCGUACGGUACGUUACCAAGAUGGGUUCGCCUGUGGUCGCAGCCAUUUCCUGAAAACGAGUCCCUCUUGCUCCGUGACCGUUGAGCAAAAGAGGGUUUCCGAUUGUUUUCGGAGAAAGGCGCCACCCCGGAGCACUGUGCGCGAACUAUUUGUGAAUAAUAUUGUUUGGAAUAAAUUUUCAAUUUUAAAACAAUAAACAGGACAGUGUAGGUACUUAGG
Molecule: messenger RNA, 2494 nt
Organism: Wyeomyia smithii (pitcher-plant mosquito)
Lineage: Eukaryota; Metazoa; Arthropoda; Insecta; Diptera; Culicidae
Product: mucin-22-like
Exons: 4
Coding region: 1-1758 (585 amino acids)
Cellular component (GO): extracellular region
Molecular function (GO): chitin binding
Source: RefSeq, a predicted model, not a curated record